This is a messenger RNA of Aspergillus puulaauensis, 2040 nucleotides long. RefSeq names its product kinesin-3 family protein uncB (gene KLP7). The record is from RefSeq and is a predicted model, not a curated record. Lineage: Eukaryota; Fungi; Ascomycota; Eurotiomycetes; Eurotiales; Aspergillaceae. Gene Ontology annotation, biological process: microtubule-based movement; mitotic spindle organization. Gene Ontology annotation, molecular function: microtubule binding; microtubule motor activity; ATP binding. Bases 1 to 2040 code for a protein of 679 amino acids. The transcript has 2 exons.
AUGUACCAUCACCUUGUCCGUCGUCAACGAGAUAUCGUCGCUCAAAUUGUACAGUUAUUGAGUGAUAAUAGUGAAGAGAUGGCGUUGGAUCCGCGCUUUUACCACCAUAUCGCCCCGGGCAUCGCCUCCGGCUCGCAGUCCUCGGCUUCAUUGUCUGGGUUUUCUUCGGCCACGGGAAUCACGAGCCCGUCUAUACAUUCAAGUGCAGCUUCUUCUGCCGCUCUUCGAUCGACUGCGUCAAGCCCAUCCCUGCGCUCCAGGGAGGGUGUUGCAGUGCAAAGAGGAUCAGAUGGCGUCUCCAGCCCUGCACCUGGAGGAAACGUGCACGUCGUAGUACGAGUGCGGAAGUUCCUACAACGAGAAAUCGAGCGUAAGGCACAAUGCCUUAUUUCAAUGGACCCUCACACCCAGGCGACCAAGCUAAGGGCGCCGCAAUCCCACACGCUCGAAGAAACCAAACCGAAGUCGCAGGCUCGCGGGAAGGUGCUGGACGACAAAGAAUUCAUCUUCGAUAACUCGUUCUGGUCGCAUAAUGAAGCAGACGAUCAUUAUGCCCACCAAGAGGACAUCUACAACUGUCUCGGCGAGGACUUUCUGGACCAUAAUUUCGAGGGAUACCACACGUGCAUUUUCGCAUACGGACAGACGGGCUCUGGCAAAAGUUACACCAUGAUGGGGAACGCCGAGCAACCGGGUCUGAUUCCUCGAACCUGCGAGGAUUUAUUCCAGCGUAUCGAGAGCGCCGAGUCGCCAGAUGUGAGCUUCAACGUUCGAGUUUCCUACUUUGAGGUGUACAAUGAACAUGUACGCGACUUGCUGGUACCCCGGACAGACCCACCUCAUUAUCUUCGAAUUCGGGAAUCGCCUUCUGAAGGUCCAUACGUGAAAGACCUUACCGAAGUCCCAGUUAGGAACUAUGCCGAGAUCAUGAAGUACAUGCGCAAAGGUGAUGUUUCGCGUACCACUGCUAGCACCAAAAUGAACGAUACAUCCUCGCGAUCCCACGCAGUUUUUACAAUUACCUUGAAGCAGAUCCACCACGAUCUCUCUACAGAUGAGACUACAGAGCGUACGGCACGCAUUCGACUUGUUGAUCUUGCGGGAUCCGAACGAGCGAAGUCAACUGAAGCCACCGGCCAACGCCUGCGCGAAGGAUCCAACAUUAACAAGUCCCUUACCACCCUGGGAAGAGUCAUUGCAGCAUUGGCCGACCCCAAAGCAGCACGUCCGGGUAAACGAAAGGGCAAGGAAGUAGUACCUUACCGUGACUCCAUUCUCACUUGGUUGUUGAAAGACAGCCUUGGGGGCAAUUCUAAGACGGCCAUGAUUGCCUGUAUUUCACCCACAGAUUACGAAGAAACUCUUUCUACCCUACGUUAUGCGGACCAGGCCAAGCAUAUUCGAACUCGCGCAAAAGUCAAUCAGGACCAUCUCUCUGCCGCUGAGCGUGACCGACAAAUUGAAGAAAUGGCGGAGACAAUCCGUACCUUGCAGCUCAGCGUCAGCCAAUCUGCUCAAAACCGUCGAGAAACAGAAGUUCAGAACGAGCGUCUUGAGGAGUACCAGCAGAAGGUAGAGAAGCUUCAACGACUUAUGGAGGAGACCAAGAUGGUUGGCGAGUGCAAGAUCAGACAGUUGCAAACCGAAAACGAGGCAUUACGCAAUCACUUGAAGCUGGCACUGGAUAGCCUGAAGAACCCAAUCCCAGCAGUGACAAUUGAGAAGCGUCUCAGCGACGUUGAUAUUUUGGAACAGGAGGACGAGGAGGAGCCGGUAGACGACAAGGAAAACCGACCUGGUUCUCCUACCUCAGAGAUCGAGACGGAGCCGGAUUUGAUCUGGGAGGACGAAGACGACACUGUUCCGGCCGGUGCAACCCAUCUUCAAGCCCAAGAGAUGCAGGCAACUAUGGAGGGUCUAUUGGGCGACCUCGAUGUCUUCAAACGGAAGCUGGCCACGGACCACGAACGCUUCAGUUCCAACCGAAAGCACGAGGGCCGUAAACGACGGCGGGCACUUGGAGAUAUUUUAGGGAAUUAG